AUGUCCACUAUCCCCAAGAUUGCAAAGGUUGCUCCUCAGUCAUCCGCCCUCUUCAUUUGCGACAUUCAAGAGCGUUUCAAGGGUGUCAUUUGGCAGUACCCCUCUGUCAUUACCGUUGCAAACAAAAUGAUCAAGGCAAGCAAGAUCUUGGAUAUCCCUGUUGUUGUCACGGAGCAAUACCCAAAAGCCUUUGGUCCCACGGUUCAAGAACUUGAUGUCUCGGAUGCUGUUGUGAAUCGGGAUAAGACCAAGUUUAGCAUGUAUAUCCCUGAAGUGGCCAAUGCCUUGAAGGAACGCAACACCAAAUCAGUUAUUCUUGUUGGCAUUGAAAGCCAUGUUUGCGUACUUCAAACUGCCCUGGAUCUCUUGGAAAACAACUAUGACGUGCAUGUACUCGCAGAUGGCGUUUCUUCUCAAAAUCAUUCUGAAAUCAACGUUGCCAUUGCUCGUAUGCGUUCUGCUGGUGCAACUGUUACUACAUCCGAGUCUAUGCUAUUCCAGCUUUGUCAAGAUGCCAAACACGAGAAAUUCAAGGCCAUUAGUGGUCUUGUCAAGGAAUACAUGGAAGCAACCAAAGUUAACCAAAUCCUUCAAAAGGUUUCUAGUGGCAUGGCCAACCUUUAA
Lichtheimia ornata is the source of this 624-nucleotide messenger RNA. RefSeq lists its product as uncharacterized. The transcript is spliced from 5 exons. Bases 1 to 624 code for a protein of 207 amino acids. Lineage: Eukaryota; Fungi; Mucoromycota; Mucoromycetes; Mucorales; Lichtheimiaceae. The record is from RefSeq and is a predicted model, not a curated record.